GUUGAGAUUCUCGGUUACCCUACAAACAAUAAACCCGUUCCUCUUCUUCCCUCUCUUUUGUUUGUCUAAAAACAGUUGCUUCCCUGCUUAAUUUCGUUGUCAUGGACACUCCCACCCCUCUCUUCUCCUUGCUUUGUUUCUUCCUCUUCUCCCUCUUCUUAGGUGAGGAGCAACAUGUUGUUGAAGGGUCAAGGGUGUGGACCUUUGGUUUCAGACCCAACAUGUUGUUUGUGUUCGGGGAUUCCUACGCUGAUACAGGGAACAACAGGAAAGCUUUGGCAAGUUCCUGGAAACUUCCUUAUGGAAUUACAUUCCCUGGGAAACCUGCUGGCCGUUUCUCUGAUGGUCGUGUUUUGACUGAUUUCAUCGCUGGGUACUUGGGGAUUAAGACACCAGUGCCCUACAGAUACAGGAAAGAACUGGGUGGUCGUCUCAAGUAUGGGUUGAACUUUGCUUAUGGAGGAACCGGUGUUUUCGACACGCCAGCUCCUGAGCCAAACAUGACAACCCAGAUCGAUUUCUUGCAACAGCUUCUCAAUGACUCUGUCUACUCCAAGAGGGCCUUGAAAACUUCUGUUGCGCUUGUCAGUCUUGCAGGCAAUGACUACUCUAAUUACAUUGCCACCAACGGCUCCACUGCGGGAUUUCCAGCCUUCAUUGGAAGGGUUGUGAACCAACUGAAGGUGAACCUGAAACGCAUCCAUAACUUGGGAGUGAGGAAAAUAGCGGCGAGUGCACUGCAACCAUUGGGGUGCCUCCCUCAAAGCACUGCCCAAUUCUCCUUUGAACAAUGCAACGAAAGUGAAAACGCUCUGGUUGGUCUCCAUAACCAGCUCUUGGCUCAAGCAGUGAACGAUCUCAACAAAGAAACCAACAGCUCCUCUUUCUUCGUUCUUGACAUGUACAAUGCCUUUUGGAACGUUUUCAAUCAAAAACAAGCUCAUCAAGUGAGUCCAACAUUUGUGAAUCCAUUUGAGCCCUGUUGUGUUGGAGUGAGUGCCGCAUUUUCAUGUGGAAGUGUAGAUGAAAAUGGUGUGAAGCAAUACACACUUUGCUCCAAUCCCAAAUCCAAAUUCUUUUGGGAUACAGUUCACCCUACGGAACAAGGAUGGCGAGCUGUUUACUCAACUCCAGCUCUUCAAAGCAGUCUCAAGCAAUUCUGGUAGACAUUACCAUGAAAUGCUUACCUUUUAUCACUUUAUGAUGUUUUUACAUUUAGUUUCUUGGUAUCUGUCAAAUCCCUUUGUGAUCUCUUUAUUCAUUUGUGUUGGUAAAAAGUUGUAUGAAAUGAAUGGAAUAUUAAUAAUAAAAGUUCUUUUCCAA
Molecule: messenger RNA, 1323 nt
Organism: Gossypium raimondii (Peruvian cotton)
Lineage: Eukaryota; Viridiplantae; Streptophyta; Magnoliopsida; Malvales; Malvaceae
Product: GDSL esterase/lipase At5g03610
Exons: 5
Coding region: 102-1166 (354 amino acids)
Molecular function (GO): hydrolase activity, acting on ester bonds
Source: RefSeq, a predicted model, not a curated record